AUGCCGCGUCACAGAGGGGAAGAGGAUGAUGUAGACGAAGACUACGAUGGAAUGGAAUUAGAGGAGGAGGAGGAAGAGGACGAAGGAAGAAGCCGUGGCGGCGGCUCGAGGCAGAAGAGAGGAAGAUCGAGUUUUUUCGAUGAUUACGCGGAGGAGGAUUCCGAGGAAGAGGAGGACGAUGACGAUGAUGAAGAUUACGGCAGCCGCCGAGGAAAAGGAGGUGGAGGUGGAGCAGCUAAGAGAAAAAAGUCAUCCGCUGCUAUGUUCGUAGACGACAUCGCGGACCAGGUUGAUGAUGAUGAUGAAGAAGGAGACGAAGAAGAUGGAGAAGAUGGAUUCAUAGUGGAUACUGGAACGGAUCUUCCGGAUGAGCGUGUUGAUAGACGGAGGUAUCACGACCGCGGAUUUGACGAAAACGAUGAGGAUGUGGACGAUCUGGAGAGGAGAAUUCAGGAGAGGUUCUCUAGGCCUCAGGAGGAUUAUGAUGAAGAAGCUACAGAUGUGGAGCAACAAGCUCUUUUGCCUUCUGUCCGUGAUCCAAAGCUCUGGAUGGUCAAGUGUGCGAUUGGCCGUGAAAGGGAGGUUGCGGUGUGUCUUAUGCAAAAAUACAUAGACCGAGGAUCGGAUUUGCAGAUCAGAUCUGUUGUUGCACUCGACCAUCUUAAAAACUAUAUAUAUGUUGAAGCAGACAAGGAAGCUCACGUCAAAGAGGCAAUCAAGGGAAUGAGGAAUAUAUAUGCUAAUCAGAAGAUCUUACUUGUCCCCAUUAGAGAAAUGACAGAUGUCCUCUCUGUUGAAAGCAAAGCAAUUGAUCUUUCUCGGGAUACCUGGGUUAGAAUGAAAAUCGGGACGUACAAAGGUGAUCUUGCUAAGGUGGUUGAUGUUGAUAAUGUGCGUCAGAGGGUUACUGUCAAGUUAAUUCCAAGAAUUGAUCUGCAGGCUCUAGCCUCUAAGCUGGACGGAAGAGAAGUUGCGAAGAAAAAAGCCUUUGUUCCACCUCCACGUUUCAUGAACAUUGAUGAAGCUAGGGAAUUGCACAUACGUGUUGAGCGUCGGCGUGAUCCCAUGACCGGUGACUACUUUGAAAACAUUGGUGGUAUGCUUUUCAAAGAUGGCUUCAUGUACAAAACAGUAUCGUUGAAGUCCAUCAUUGCUCAGAACGUUACACCAACUUUUGACGAGCUUGAAAAAUUCAACAAACCAAGUGAAAACGGGGAGAGCGGCGACUUUGGUGGUCUGUCGACUUUAUUUGCAAACAGAAAGAAAGGUCAUUUCAUGAAGGGUGAUGCAGUUAUCGUUAUUAAGGGGGAUCUCAAAAACUUGAAAGGUUGGGUUGAGAAAGUGGAUGAAGACAACGUUCUUAUCAGAUCAGGAUUGAAAGGUCUCCCUGAUCCUCUCGCUGUAAAUGAGAAAGAGCUCUGCAAAUACUUCGAGCCUGGAAAUCACGUGAAGGUUGUUUCUGGGACACAUGAAGGAGCAACAGGCAUGGUGGUCAAAGUUGAUCAACAUGUGCUUAUCCUUCUGUCUGACACGACCAAAGAACAUGUCCGCGUGUUUGCUGAUCAUGUUGUUGAGAGCUCAGAAGUGACAACUGGUGUUACCAAAAUCGGGCAAUAUGAACUUCAUGAUCUUGUGCUUCUGGAUAACCUCACUUUUGGAGUAACUAUACGGCUAGAGAAUGAAGCUUUUCAGGUUCUUAAAGGGAAUCCUGACAGACCAGAGGUUGCUCUUGUCAAACUCAGAGAAAUCAAAUGCAAGCUUGAUAGGAAAAUUAGUGUUCAAGAUCGCUACAAAAAUGUCAUUUCUGUGGGUGAUGAUGUCAGAAUCGUCGAAGGUCCUAGCAAAGGUAAACAAGGUCCCGUGAGGCAUAUUUACAAAGGGGUCUUAUUUAUAUAUGAUCGCCAUCACCUUGAGCAUGCCGGAUUCAUCUGCGCUAAAUGCACAUCAUGCGUUGUUGUUGGUGGAUCACGUUCUGGUGCUAAUAGAAGUGGUGGUGAUUCCUUAUCAAGAUUUAGCAAUUUCAAGGCUCCUGCCCCAGUGCCUCCAUCUCCAAGACGAUUUCAACGCGGAGGCAUGGGAUACAACGCAAGAGGAAGGGGCAGGGGUGGAAGAGGAGGGAGAGACGAUUCUUUGUUGGGCACUACUGUUAAAAUCCGUCUAGGACCUUUCAAGGGAUAUAGGGGACCUGUAGUAGAAGUGAAAGGAGAUUCAGUGCGUGUUGAACUUGAGAUGAAGAUUGUGACAGUUGAUCGAAAUGCAAUAUCAGAUAAUGUGGCUGUGACAACACCGUCUCGAGAUACAUCUCGGUAUAGCAUGGGAAGUGAAACACCUAUGCAUCCUUCACGGACUCCACUUCAUCCUUAUAUGACUCCUAUGCGGGACUCUGGAGCUACACCGAUCCAUGAUGGAAUGAGGACACCCAUGCGUGAUAGAGCGUGGAAUCCUUACACGCCUAUGAGUCCACCUAGGGAUAACUGGGAAGAAGGGAACCCAGGAUCUUGGGGAACGAGUCCUAACUAUCAACCGGGAAGUCCUCCUUCAAGGGCAUAUGAAGCACCAACUCCUGGGUCAGGAUGGGCUAGUACACCCGGUGGUAGUUACUCAGAUGCGGGGACACCUAGAGAUAGUGGUUCAGCCUAUGCUAAUGCCCCAAGUCCUUACCUUCCAUCUACACCUGGACAACCUAUGACACCAAGCUCGGCUUCAUACUUACCUGGAACUCCCGGAGGACAACCAAUGACUCCUGGAACUGGCCUCGAUGUCAUGUCUCCUGUUAUAGGUGGAGAUGCUGAAGCAUGGUUCAUGCCUGAUAUAUUGGUUGAGAUACACAAGGCUGGAGAAGACAGCGAUGUGGGCGUCAUCCGAGAUGUCUCGGAUGGAACGUGUAAAGUGUCUCUCGGGUCGAACGGUGAAGGUGACACUAUAAUGGCUCUCCCGGGCGAACUGGAGAUAGUUCCUCCGAGGAAGAAUGAUCGUGUGAAAAUCGUUGGCGGCCAAUAUCGUGGUUCUAUAGGUAAGCUGAUCGGAAUCGACGGAUCAGAUGGUAUCGUUAAGAUUGAGGAUAAUCUCGACGUCAAGAUUCUGGAUCUGGCCAUACUAGCCAAGUUUGUUCAACCGUGAGAUUUGCUCUGAUCAACUUUGAGUUUCCAUCUUGUGACCGUUUAUUGUAUUUUUGAAUGAUAGUUUAUAAAGAAACUUCGAAUCUUAUUUCUAGAUGACGAUGUGCCAGUGUUCUCUUUCCUACCUUUCAUGAAUUGAAUAAAUCUUACGAUUGAUUGGAA
Brassica rapa (field mustard) is the source of this 3281-nucleotide messenger RNA. Its product is annotated as putative transcription elongation factor SPT5 homolog 1. Lineage: Eukaryota; Viridiplantae; Streptophyta; Magnoliopsida; Brassicales; Brassicaceae. The record is from RefSeq and is a predicted model, not a curated record. Gene Ontology annotation, cellular component: DSIF complex; ribosome. Gene Ontology annotation, molecular function: structural constituent of ribosome; mRNA binding. Gene Ontology annotation, biological process: regulation of transcription by RNA polymerase II; translation; transcription elongation by RNA polymerase II.